AGAGCCAUGCACCUGCUAGCCUUAUCCAAGUCUGGUACAACAUAGCAAAGAGAACAGGCUAUGAAAUAAGAUGGCAAGAAAGAAAUUUAGUGGAUUGGAAAUCUCUCUGAUUGUCCUUUUUGUCAUAGUUACUAUAAUAGCUAUUGCCUUAAUUGUUGUUUUAGCAACUAAGACACCUGCUGUUGAUGAAAUUAGUGAUUCUACUUCAACUCCAGCUACUACUCGUGUGACUACAAAUCCUUCUGAUUCAGGAAAAUGUCCAAAUGUGUUAAAUGAUCCUGUCAAUGUGAGAAUAAACUGCAUUCCAGAACAAUUCCCAACAGAGGGAAUUUGUGCACAGAGAGGCUGCUGCUGGAGGCCGUGGAAUGACUCUCUUAUUCCUUGGUGCUUCUUCGUUGAUAAUCAUGGUUAUAACGUUCAAGACAUGACAACAACAAGUAUUGGAGUUGAAGCCAAAUUAAACAGGAUACCUUCACCUACACUAUUUGGAAAUGACAUCAACAGUGUUCUCUUCACAACUCAAAAUCAGACACCCAAUCGUUUCCGGUUCAAGAUUACUGAUCCAAAUAAUAGAAGAUAUGAAGUUCCUCAUCAGUAUGUAAAAGAGUUUACUGGACCCACAGUUUCUGAUACGUUGUAUGAUGUGAAGGUUGCCCAAAACCCAUUUAGCAUCCAAGUUAUUAGGAAAAGCAACGGUAAAACUUUGUUUGACACCAGCAUUGGUCCCUUAGUGUACUCUGACCAGUACUUACAGAUCUCAACCCGUCUUCCAAGUGAUUAUAUUUAUGGUAUUGGAGAACAAGUUCAUAAGAGAUUUCGUCAUGAUUUAUCCUGGAAAACAUGGCCAAUUUUUACUCGAGACCAACUUCCUGGUGAUAAUAAUAAUAAUUUAUACGGCCAUCAAACAUUCUUUAUGUGUAUUGAAGAUACAUCUGGAAAGUCAUUCGGUGUUUUUUUAAUGAAUAGCAAUGCAAUGGAGAUUUUUAUCCAGCCUACUCCAAUAGUAACAUAUAGAGUUACCGGUGGCAUUCUGGAUUUUUACAUCCUUCUAGGAGAUACACCAGAACAAGUAGUUCAACAGUAUCAACAGCUUGUUGGACUACCAGCAAUGCCAGCAUAUUGGAAUCUUGGAUUCCAACUAAGUCGCUGGAAUUAUAAGUCACUAGAUGUAGUGAAAGAAGUGGUAAGGAGAAACCGGGAAGCUGGCAUACCAUUUGAUACACAGGUCACUGAUAUUGACUACAUGGAAGACAAGAAAGACUUUACUUAUGAUCAAGUUGCGUUUAACGGACUCCCUCAAUUUGUGCAAGAUUUGCAUGACCAUGGACAGAAAUAUGUCAUCAUCUUGGACCCUGCAAUUUCCAUAGGUCGACGUGCCAAUGGAACAACAUAUGCAACCUAUGAGAGGGGAAACACACAACAUGUGUGGAUAAAUGAGUCAGAUGGAAGUACACCAAUUAUUGGAGAGGUAUGGCCAGGAUUAACAGUAUACCCUGAUUUCACUAACCCAAACUGCAUUGAUUGGUGGGCAAAUGAAUGCAGUAUUUUCCAUCAAGAAGUGCAAUAUGAUGGACUUUGGAUUGACAUGAAUGAAGUUUCCAGCUUUAUUCAAGGUUCAACAAAAGGAUGUAAUGUAAACAAAUUGAAUUAUCCACCGUUUACUCCUGAUAUUCUUGACAAACUCAUGUAUUCCAAAACAAUUUGCAUGGAUGCUGUGCAGAACUGGGGUAAACAGUAUGAUGUUCAUAGCCUCUAUGGAUACAGCAUGGCUAUAGCCACAGAGCAAGCUGUACAAAAAGUUUUUCCUAAUAAGAGAAGCUUCAUUCUUACCCGCUCAACAUUUGCUGGAUCUGGAAGACAUGCUGCGCAUUGGUUAGGAGACAAUACUGCUUCAUGGGAACAAAUGGAAUGGUCUAUAACUGGAAUGCUGGAGUUCAGUUUGUUUGGAAUACCUUUGGUUGGAGCAGACAUCUGUGGAUUUGUGGCUGAAACCACAGAAGAACUUUGCAGAAGAUGGAUGCAACUUGGGGCAUUUUAUCCAUUUUCCAGAAACCAUAAUUCUGACGGAUAUGAACAUCAGGAUCCUGCAUUUUUUGGGCAGAAUUCACUUUUGGUUAAAUCAUCAAGGCAGUAUUUAACUAUUCGCUACACCUUAUUACCCUUCCUCUACACUCUGUUUUAUAAAGCCCAUGUGUUUGGAGAAACAGUAGCAAGACCAGUUCUUCAUGAGUUUUAUGAGGAUACGAACAGCUGGAUUGAGGACACUGAGUUUUUGUGGGGCCCUGCAUUACUUAUUACUCCUGUUCUAAAACAGGGAGCAGAUACUGUGAGUGCCUACAUCCCUGAUGCUAUUUGGUAUGAUUAUGAAUCUGGUGCAAAAAGGCCAUGGAGGAAACAACGGGUUGAUAUGUAUCUUCCAGCAGACAAAAUAGGAUUACAUCUUAGAGGAGGUUAUAUCAUCCCCAUUCAAGAACCAGAUGUAACAACAACAGCAAGCCGUAAGAAUCCUCUAGGACUUAUAGUCGCAUUAGGUGAAAACAACACAGCCAAAGGAGACUUUUUCUGGGAUGAUGGAGAAACUAAAGAUACAAUACAAAAUGGCAACUACAUAUUAUAUACAUUUUCAGUUUCUAAUAACACAUUAGAUAUUGUGUGCACACAUUCAUCAUAUCAGGAAGGAACUACCUUAGCAUUUCAGACUGUAAAAAUCCUUGGGUUGACAGACAGUGUUACAGAAGUUAGAGUGGCGGAAAAUAAUCAACCAAUGAACGCUCAUUCCAAUUUCACUUAUGAUGCUUCUAACCAGGUUCUCCUAAUUGCAGAUCUCAAACUUAAUCUUGGAAGAAACUUUAGUGUUCAAUGGAAUCAAAUUUUCUCAGAAAAUGAAAGAUUUAAUUGUUAUCCAGAUGCAGAUUUGGCAACUGAACAAAAGUGCACACAACGUGGCUGUGUAUGGAGAACGGGUUCUUCUCUAUCCAAAGCACCUGAGUGUUACUUUCCCAGACAAGAUAACUCUUAUUCAGUCAACUCAGCUCGCUAUUCAUCCAUGGGUAUAACAGCUGACCUCCAACUAAAUACUGCAAAUGCCAGAAUAAAGUUACCUUCUGACCCCAUCUCAACUCUUCGUGUGGAGGUGAAAUAUCACAAAAAUGAUAUGUUGCAGUUUAAGAUUUAUGAUCCCCAAAAGAAGAGAUAUGAAGUACCAGUACCGUUAAACAUUCCAACCACCCCAAUAAGUACUUAUGAAGACAGACUUUAUGAUGUGGAAAUCAAGGAAAAUCCUUUUGGCAUCCAGAUUCGACGGAGAAGCAGUGGAAGAGUCAUUUGGGAUUCUUGGCUGCCUGGAUUUGCUUUUAAUGACCAGUUCAUUCAAAUAUCGACUCGCCUGCCAUCAGAAUAUAUAUAUGGUUUUGGGGAAGUGGAACAUACAGCAUUUAAGCGAGAUCUGAACUGGAAUACUUGGGGAAUGUUCACAAGAGACCAACCCCCUGGUUACAAACUUAAUUCCUAUGGAUUUCAUCCCUAUUACAUGGCUCUGGAAGAGGAGGGCAAUGCUCAUGGUGUUUUCUUACUCAACAGCAAUGCAAUGGAUGUUACAUUCCAGCCAACUCCUGCUCUAACUUACCGUACAGUUGGAGGGAUCUUGGAUUUUUAUAUGUUUUUGGGCCCAACUCCAGAAGUUGCAACAAAGCAAUACCAUGAAGUAAUUGGCCAUCCAGUCAUGCCAGCUUAUUGGGCUUUGGGAUUCCAAUUAUGUCGUUAUGGAUAUGCAAAUACUUCAGAGGUUCGGGAAUUAUAUGACGCUAUGGUGGCUGCUAACAUCCCCUAUGAUGUUCAGUACACAGACAUUGACUACAUGGAAAGGCAGCUAGACUUUACAAUUGGUGAAGCAUUCCAGGACCUUCCUCAGUUUGUUGACAAAAUAAGAGGAGAAGGAAUGAGAUACAUUAUUAUCCUGGAUCCAGCAAUUUCAGGAAAUGAAACAAAGACUUACCCUGCAUUUGAAAGAGGACAGCAGAAUGAUGUCUUUGUCAAAUGGCCAAACACCAAUGACAUUUGUUGGGCAAAGGUUUGGCCAGAUUUGCCCAACAUAACAAUAGAUAAAACUCUAACGGAAGAUGAAGCUGUUAAUGCUUCCAGAGCUCAUGUAGCUUUCCCAGAUUUCUUCAGGACUUCCACAGCAGAGUGGUGGGCCAGAGAAAUUGUGGACUUUUACAAUGAAAAGAUGAAGUUUGAUGGUUUGUGGAUUGAUAUGAAUGAGCCAUCAAGUUUUGUAAAUGGAACAACUACUAAUCAAUGCAGAAAUGACGAACUAAAUUAUCCACCUUAUUUCCCAGAACUCACAAAAAGAACUGAUGGAUUACAUUUCAGAACAAUUUGCAUGGAAGCUGAGCAGAUUCUUAGUGAUGGAACAUCAGUUUUGCAUUACGAUGUUCACAAUCUCUAUGGAUGGUCACAGAUGAAACCUACUCAUGAUGCAUUGCAGAAGACAACUGGAAAAAGAGGGAUUGUAAUUUCUCGUUCCACGUAUCCUACUAGUGGACGAUGGGGAGGACACUGGCUUGGAGACAACUAUGCACGAUGGGACAACAUGGACAAAUCAAUCAUUGGUAUGAUGGAAUUUAGUCUGUUUGGAAUGUCAUAUACUGGAGCAGACAUCUGUGGUUUUUUCAACAACUCAGAAUAUCAUCUCUGUACCCGCUGGAUGCAACUUGGAGCAUUUUAUCCAUACUCAAGGAAUCACAACAUUGCAAAUACUAGAAGACAAGAUCCCGCUUCCUGGAAUGAAACUUUUGCUGAAAUGUCAAGGAAUAUUCUAAAUAUUAGAUACACCUUAUUGCCCUAUUUUUACACACAAAUGCAUGAAAUUCAUGCUAAUGGUGGCACUGUUAUCCGACCCCUUUUGCAUGAGUUCUUUGAUGAAAAACCAACCUGGGAUAUAUUCAAGCAGUUCUUAUGGGGUCCAGCAUUUAUGGUUACCCCAGUACUGGAACCUUAUGUUCAAACUGUAAAUGCCUACGUCCCCAAUGCUCGGUGGUUUGACUACCAUACAGGCAAAGAUAUUGGCGUCAGAGGACAAUUUCAAACAUUUAAUGCUUCUUAUGACACAAUAAACCUACAUGUCCGUGGUGGUCACAUCCUACCAUGUCAAGAGCCAGCUCAAAACACAUUUUACAGUCGACAAAAACACAUGAAGCUCAUUGUUGCUGCAGAUGAUAAUCAGAUGGCACAGGGUUCUCUGUUUUGGGAUGAUGGAGAGAGUAUAGACACCUAUGAAAGAGACCUAUAUUUAUCUGUACAAUUUAAUUUAAACCAGACCACCUUAACAAGCACUAUAUUGAAGAGAGGUUACAUAAAUAAAAGUGAAACGAGGCUUGGAUCCCUUCAUGUAUGGGGGAAAGGAACUACUCCUGUCAAUGCAGUUACUCUAACGUAUAACGGAAAUAAAAAUUCGCUUCCUUUUAAUGAAGACACUACCAACAUGAUAUUACGUAUUGAUCUGACCACACACAAUGUUACUCUAGAAGAACCAAUAGAAAUCAACUGGUCAUGAAGAUCACCAUCAAUUUUAGUUGUCAAUGGGAAAAAACACCAGGAUUUAAGUUUCACAGCACUUACAAUUUUCCCUCUUCACUUGGUUCUUGUACUCUACAAAAUAUAGCUUUCAUAACAUCGAAAAGUUAUUUUGUAGCGUACAUCAAUGAUAAUGCUAAUUUUAUUAUAGUAAUGUGACUUGGAUUCAAUUUUAAGGCAUAUUUAACAAAAUUUGAAUAGCCCUAUUUAUCCUUGUUAAGUAUCAGCUACAAUUGUAAACUAGUUACUAAACAUGUAUGUAAAUAGCUAAGAUAUAAUUUAAACGUGAUUUUUAAAUUAAAUAAAAUUUUUAUGUAAUUAUAUAUACUAUAUUUUUCUCAAUGUUUAGCAGAUUUAAGAUAUGUAACAACAAUUAUUUGAAGAUUUAAUUACUUCUUAGUAUGUGCAUUUAAUUAGAAAAAGAGAAUAAAAAAUGUAAGUGUA
Homo sapiens (human) is the source of this 6018-nucleotide messenger RNA. Lineage: Eukaryota; Metazoa; Chordata; Mammalia; Primates; Hominidae. The record is from RefSeq and is a predicted model, not a curated record.